Racocetra fulgida is the source of this 349-nucleotide messenger RNA. Lineage: Eukaryota; Fungi; Glomeromycota; Glomeromycetes; Diversisporales; Gigasporaceae. The record is from the annotation of a GenBank genome assembly.
AUGAAUUUCAAACGAUUGUUUACUUUAAAUAAUACUGUUUUGAAUAUUGAUCUUGAAAAUAAUUCUGGCAUAACCUUUGAUUCUUUGGAUGCUGACAAUAAUUCCAAUGAUAAUAACAAAGCACUUGACAAAGAUUUUAAUGAUGUUUUUGAUAGAAAUCUUAGCGAUAACGAGACUUUAAUGAUGGCCAUAUAUUACGCCUAUGCAAUAAAGCAUGGCUUCACAACAAGAUUAGAUCGUACUGAAAGAAUUUUAGGCUUUCUUACCAGAGCAGAAUUUGUUUGUCGUCAUGUUGGAGCUCCUAGUAACAAAGGCACUGGAUUACAAACAACAAAGAGUGUUGCAAUGG